GAAGCUGCCUUGGCGGCACGAGAGUAUUUUCCGGACACGUUUAUUGUUGCAUCAGAUACCCGGGGCAGAAAGAUGGCAGGAGAACAAGCCUUUGAUUAUGGCUUCUUACUGCACACAAGCGAGGUCGGCUGCAGGGCCGAGGCUCUGAACGAGUACCUGAGCAGCCGCAGUUACCUGGCAGGCUACGAGCCCUCGCAGGUGGACGCAGACGUGUUCGCUCUUUUUCAUGGUUCUCCUCCAACGUCGCAGCUUGUGCACGCUCUGCGCUGGUAUAGGCACAUAGCCACACUGCUACCUCGAACUGACGGCCAGGCCUCAGACGCCACAAAAAAGAGGAUGCAGCCUCCCUGGACUCCACCAGAUGGAACUGAAGUCCCAAAGCUUCGACUUUACAACAGUCUGACUCGGACCAAGGAGCUGUUUGUUCCUCAGCAUGGGAACAAGGUUUUGUGGUACUGCUGCGGUCCCACCGUCUACGACGCUUCACACAUGGGUCACGCCAGGUCCUACAUUUCUUUCGACAUCCUAAGAAGGAUACUGAUGGACUAUUUCAAAUACGACGUCUUCUACUGCAUGAACAUCACCGACAUCGACGACAAAAUCAUUAAGCGAGCCAGACAGAAUCACCUGCUGGAGCAGUACAGAGCCAAAAAGCCCAAAGCAUCUCAGAUCCUGCAGGAUGUUUUAACCGCUAAAGAGCCCUUUAAAGUCAAGCUUGCAGAAACCACAGACCCAGAUAAGAAGCAGAUGUUGGAGAGACUGGAUGCAGCAGUGACGGCAGCGCUGACUCCACUACAGGAGACGAUGAAGAGCGGCGCUGAAAGUGCUGCUGUACAGAGCCAGGCUGAGGGUUUACUCGAAGAAGCCAAGGACCUUUUGUCAGAUUGGUUGGAUUCCCAGUUUGGCAGCCAAGUAACCGAAAACUCAAUAUUCUCCCUGUUACCAAAAUACUGGGAGGGAGAGUAUCACAAAGACAUGGAAGCCCUUAAUGUCCUUCCACCUGAUGUCCUCACACGGGUCAGUGAAUAUGUUCCAGAGAUUGUGGAGUUUGUCAAGAAAAUAGUAGACAACGGAUACGGCUACGAGUCGAACGGCUCGGUGUAUUUCGACACUGCCAAGUUCGAUGCUAGUCCAGGACAUUCGUAUGCUAAACUUGUGCCAGAAGCGGUGGGUGAUCAGAAGGCUCUGCAGGAGGGAGAAGGAGACUUGAGUAUCUCAGCAGAUCGGCUGAACGAGAAGCGUUCACAGAACGACUUUGCCCUGUGGAAGUCCUCUAAACCUGGAGAGCCGUCCUGGGAGUCUCCUUGGGGGAAGGGACGCCCUGGGUGGCACAUCGAGUGUUCGGCUAUGGCUGGCUCUAUAUUAGGUUCAUCUAUGGACAUUCACGGAGGAGGAUUUGACCUGCGUUUCCCUCAUCAUGACAACGAACUGGCGCAGUCUGAGGCCUACUUUGACAAUGACCACUGGGUGCGCUAUUUCUUGCACACGGGCCACCUUACCAUCGCCGGCUGCAAGAUGUCCAAAUCUCUGAAGAACUUUAUCACCAUUAAAGAUGCCCUCGCCAAACACACAGCGAGGCAACUGCGCUUGGCCUUCCUCAUGCACUCGUGGAAGGACACACUGGAUUACUCCUGUAACACCAUGGAGUCUGCCAUUCAGUAUGAGAAGUUCAUGAACGAGUUCUUCCUGAAUGUAAAAGAUAUCCUGAGGACUCCCACCGAUAUCACGGGGCAAUUUGAGAAAUGGGAGGCGGAGGAGAUCGAACUGAACAAAAGUUUCUAUGAGAAGAAAGAAGGCAUUCACGAGGCUCUGUGUGACAAUAUGGAUACACGGACGGUGCUGGAGGAGAUGAGAGCUCUAGUGGGACAGAGUAACACUUACAUGGCUGCCAGAAAGAGUGCCAAACUCCAGCCUAACCGCAUGCUGCUCCAGAGCAUCGCUCGCUACCUCACCGACAUGUUCAGGAUCUUUGGGGCAAUCGAGGGAACAGAACCCAUUGGAUUUCCUGUUGGAAGAAAUGACCGAAAUGUCGAUCUGGAGAGUACAAUCAUGCCCUAUGUAAUGGUGCUCUCAGACUUCAGGGAAGGGGUUAGAAAAAUUGCAAGGGAACAAAAAGUUACUGAAGUACUGCAGAUGUGUGACACAGUGAGAGAUGACAUCCUGCCUGAGCUAGGAGUCCGAUUAGAAGAUCAUGAAGGACUCCGCACUGCGGUGAAGCUGGUGGAUAGAGAGACUCUACUCAAAGAAAGGGAGGAGAAGAAGAAGCUGGAGGAGGAGAAGAGAAAGAAGAAAGAGGAGGCAGCCAGAAAGAAACAGGAACAGGAGAUGGCUAAACUGGCAAAGAUGAAGAUGCCACCUAAUGAGAUGUUCCGCUCAGAAACAGACAAGUACUCCAACUUUGAUGACACGGGUUUCCCUACACAUGAUGCAGAAGGAAAGGAGCUCAGCAAGGCACAGACCAAAAAGCUUCGCAAGCUUUACGAAGCUCAGGAGAAGCUGCACAACGAGUACCUCCAGUCAACCCAGAACGGAAGCUGAGGAUACUGGAGAGCUGCAUCAGUCCGCCCAAAGUGUCUGCUCUCCUUUUGUCAUGUGAUGGAUGUUCAAUAUAAAACAGGAAGAAAUUCAGACAUCACUUGUCACGAUGUGAAGGCAGCAUCUAUAGACCUAUGUACAUGAUAGGAAAGGGUUGAUGUAUAAACAUUGCUUUGGAAACUAAGAUCUAAGCUUUGUUUUAAAGCUGGUGAAUGUUGAAAUGCUGUUUAUCUAAUACAGAAGGCUUUUAUAUGGUAUUUAAUGAGCAGCAAAAUUACUGAAUUGUUGGUUGUAGAGCAUCUUCAUGUAUGUGAAAUAUUAGCCAUUAAUUAUAUUACAAGAGGCAGAUUUUUUUCCCGAAAACAGUGUUUGAAGUUAUCAAUAAAAUGACUAACUUUACCAGCAUAACGGCAACAGGUAUAAUAUAAACUGUAUUAAUGGAUUGUAAAAAAUAAUAAUAAUAAUGACAAAGAAAACAAAAAAUCAAGUUUUUUUAAUGAUUGUGUGGUAAGAAAGAUUUUGCUCACGGCACAAAGAGUGUCUAUGCAGCAAUUCAACCAAAUGAAGUGAAAUAAAAACAAUAUUGUGAAAUGA
Messenger RNA from Tachysurus vachellii, 3129 nucleotides. It is a transcript of the gene cars1, whose product is annotated as cysteinyl-tRNA synthetase 1. The record is from RefSeq and is a predicted model, not a curated record. The coding region runs from base 73 to 2538 and encodes 821 amino acids. The transcript is spliced from 23 exons. Gene Ontology annotation, molecular function: cysteine-tRNA ligase activity; ATP binding. Gene Ontology annotation, biological process: cysteinyl-tRNA aminoacylation. Gene Ontology annotation, cellular component: cytoplasm. NCBI's taxonomy places the organism in Eukaryota, Metazoa, Chordata, Actinopteri, Siluriformes, Bagridae.